GCAUUUCUGACUUUGGCCACCUCUCUUCAGAGUGAGAAGGUUAAACUAGGAACUUGAGUACACCCCAGUCACCGCAUUUGAAUGGGUCUGUUGAAGAAAUUGGUAACUGCUGUUCUUGGAUUACAGCUAGUGGUCAUCUGCUUCUCUUACUCACAGAAAAAUGACACUUUAAAAGAUGUCAGAUUUCUUGUGAUUGGGGAUUGUGGUGGAUUGCCUUUUCCACCCUACUUCACUAAGGUUGGGAAAACAACAGCAGCUGAAAUGGCAAAAGUAACACAAAGCUUGGGAGUUGAUUUCAUCCUGAAUCUUGGAGACAAUUUUUACUAUCAUGGAGUAAAAGAUGUAAAUGAUUUUCGGUUUAAGGAGUCUUUUGAAACAGUGUUUGCUGAUCCAGCAAUGAUGAAUAUUCCUUGGUAUGUUAUAGCAGGAAAUCAUGACCAUUUGGGUAAUGUAUCAGCCCAGAUGGCUUACUCACAAAGAUCCAGAAGAUGGAGAUAUCCCUAUUACUAUUAUGACUUACAGUUUAGGAUACCCAGCACAAAUGCAUCCAUUACGAUUUUAAUGAUCGAUACAGUUCUCCUCUGUGGCAAUACUUACAAUAAAAAACAACCAGGUGGUCCAGAAAAUGUUGACAUUGUUGAAAAACAGAUCUCCUGGAUCACAAAGAAACUGAAAGACUGCAGAUCAGAGUUCCUGAUUGUAGCUGGCCACUAUCCUGUCUGGUCCAUUGGCCACCAUGGCCCUACCAACUGCCUUAUCCAAAUCCUGAGGCCACUCCUGAAGAAAUACAAAGUGACAGCAUAUUUCAGUGGACAUGAUCACAACCUCCAGCUCAUAAAAGAAGAUGAUGGUAUUGCCUAUAUUGUAAGUGGAAGUGGAAACUUUGUUGAUAAAUCAGUAGCACACGAGUAUGAAGUUCCACAUAACUGGCUUCAUUUCUUCAAUGCCAAUAUUAGCACGUUGGGAGGGUUUGUCCAUGUCAAGACGACUAGUGAAGAAAUGAUCAUUACCUAUAUUCAGCCCUAUGGAAUGCAAGUAUUUCAGUCUGUGCUUCCUAAACGGAAGCUGUAAGGGGAUAACAUGAAUUGGGAUAGAUAUAUUCUCAUCAUUGACAUAUUCACAUUUGGUAAAUAAAGCUGUUUUAUUUAUGC
Protopterus annectens (West African lungfish) is the source of this 1151-nucleotide messenger RNA. RefSeq names its product tartrate-resistant acid phosphatase type 5-like. The record is from RefSeq and is a predicted model, not a curated record. Gene Ontology annotation, biological process: bone resorption. The coding region runs from base 82 to 1071 and encodes 329 amino acids. Gene Ontology annotation, molecular function: acid phosphatase activity; ferric iron binding; ferrous iron binding. Lineage: Eukaryota; Metazoa; Chordata; Ceratodontiformes; Protopteridae. The transcript is spliced from 7 exons.